AUGGAGAACUUCUCACUCCUCAGCAUUUCAGGACCUCGAAUCUCUUCCUCUGUCCUGAGCACUUUUCCUGGUAUCAUAUCCUCACGUGCCACCAGCUUGCCAGACAUUGCAAAGACUGUGUUACCCACUGAGGCAUCCAGCCCUGCUACCCCAGUACCAAAGCACACUCUCCGGCACGGGGUGGACAACACAGUGCUCUCACCAGAUUGCAUGUUGGGGGACCCCCUGAACGGGGAGCAGCUGAGGCAGAACUGUAUCAUCUACCGGCCCUGGUUCUCCCCUUACAGCUACUUUGUCUGCAAGGACAAAAAGAGCCACCUGGAGGCCUACAGCUUCCCAGAGGUGCAGAGGGACGAGGGCAAGGGGGACAACUGCCUCCCCGAGGACGUGGCUGAGAGCAUCUACUCGUCGUCUUCCUCCCCAGAGAACACCUGCUCCCAGGAGGCCCCCCAGAAAUUCGGGCACGGCCUGGACUCCACAGACUCCAUCACCUCCCAGGACAUCCUGGCAGCCUCCAGGUGGUACCCUGCCCAGCAGACCGGCUACAAGUGCGUGGCCUGCUGCCGGAUGUACCCCACGCUGCACUCCCUCAAGAGCCACAUCAAGGCGGGCUUCAAGGAGGGCUUCAGCUGCAAGGUGUACUACCGCAAGCUCAAAGCCCUCUGGGGCAAGGAGCAGAAGGCCCGGCUGGGGGACAGGCUCUCCUCAGGCAGCUGUCAGGCUUUCAAGUAA
This is a messenger RNA of Vicugna pacos (alpaca), 732 nucleotides long. It is a transcript of the gene SPATA46, whose product is annotated as spermatogenesis associated 46. The record is from RefSeq and is a predicted model, not a curated record. Gene Ontology annotation, cellular component: nuclear membrane. NCBI's taxonomy places the organism in Eukaryota, Metazoa, Chordata, Mammalia, Artiodactyla, Camelidae. Gene Ontology annotation, biological process: fertilization.